Fundulus heteroclitus (mummichog) is the source of this 1779-nucleotide messenger RNA. It is a transcript of the gene rnd2, whose product is annotated as Rho family GTPase 2. Gene Ontology annotation, biological process: small GTPase-mediated signal transduction. NCBI's taxonomy places the organism in Eukaryota, Metazoa, Chordata, Actinopteri, Cyprinodontiformes, Fundulidae. The record is from RefSeq and is a predicted model, not a curated record. Gene Ontology annotation, molecular function: GTPase activity; GTP binding. The transcript has 5 exons. Bases 267 to 974 code for a protein of 235 amino acids.
CGUGGUCAGUCAAGUACCGGAGUUUCCAGUGGAGGCUGUGCGCGUCUUGCUCCUGGUUUCGGCACCGGCCAGUUUAGACACGGUCCGUCAGCGGGAACCACAGGACUGCGCACAGAGGAGCGGAGACUCUGGAUUAAAAAGGCGCACCGCUCCUGCGCAAGAAACCGCUCGUUUCUAUUCUACGCUGUUCGACUCCCGUGCGCGUUUUGUCGGAUGCUGGAUGCAGGCGCUCGCCGUGUCAAGAAUCCACCUCUGACGGACUAACCAUGGACAGCAUAGGCAGCAGCCGUUGCAAGAUUGUGGUGGUCGGGGAUACUCAGUGCGGGAAAACGGCGCUCCUGCACGUCUUUGCCAAGGACUGCUACCCAGAGAACUACGUGCCCACUGUGUUUGAAAACUACACAGCCAGUUUUGAGAUAGACAAGCACCGGACUGAGCUGAAUAUGUGGGACACGUCAGGUUCCUCUUAUUAUGACAACGUAAGACCUCUGGCGUACCCCGAUUCAGACGCUGUUCUCAUCUGUUUCGACAUCAGCCGACCAGAAACGCUGGACAGCGUCAUUAAAAAGUGGCAAGGAGAGACACAAGAGUUUUGUCCCAACGCCAAAGUGGUGCUAGUGGGCUGUAAGCUUGACAUGAGGACAGACGUCAACACCCUGAGGGAACUCUCCAAGCAGCGGCUAAUCCCUGUCACUCACGAGCAGGGAAGCGCGAUAGCCCGACAGAUGGGGGCAGUGGCCUAUGUUGAGUGCACCUCCAAGGUUUCUGAGAACAGCGUCCGCGACGUGUUCCACAUCACCACCCUGGCCUCAGUGCGGCCGCCGCACAAGCCGCAGCUAAAACGCAGCAGUUCACGCAGAGGCCUGAAGAGGGUGUCGCAGCUCCCCUUGCCACCCCUGACAGGUCGGACUGAGCAAACGGACCAAGCCCCGGCCAUCCGGAAGGACCGGGCCAAGAGCUGUAUACUAAUGUAGAGUCCCAGCCUCCGUCAUAUGCAGUAUAUAUGUAAAUACACAAAAAAGAAAUAUACAAAAGAGAAUCUAUUUAUUAUUUGAUGGUUGUUUUUUUUGUGCAUUUUCAAUUUUUUGCACUGUAGAUGAGGGAGGAAAGAAAAACCCUGCUCCGUGAAAACAAAUGCUUUGGAUUUUAUUUCCCCCCCUCUUCCCCCCCUUUUUUUUUGCUGCGUGUGUGCAUAUUUUAGAAGCUGUUUAUUUCUUUGUUUUGUUUUGAAGCCAUGGCAAAUUGGACUAACCCUGUGGAAAUGCGGGCGCUGCGAUAGUGGAAGAGCCGUCUCGUCUGAGGGAAUUAAAGUGAAAUUAAUUUCCUGAGAAGGACGGCGGAGCGGCGACCGGAGAGUGGCCAUGUGAGGGGAGCCGUGUUUGUUCAGGAUAUCUGCGAAUGAAACUUGUUGUUUUCACGGACGGUGUUGCUUGGCAGAGGUGUGCCGCCUGGAGUCACUUCCUGUCGCCAUGUUUACGAGGACAACAAACAGAGCAGACGUUUAUGCUGGAAGUGGACUCUGGUAUCUGGGUGAAUGAUGACGGUCUGUUAAGGUCUGGAAGUGGAAUGAGACUGAAAUGUUGUUAAUGUUGUGUGUCUGAGCACUAUCACCAAAAGUGCAUUCUAGGAAAAAAAAAAAAUAUAGGAUUCUCUUUUUUCAAUUUAACACAGUUUUUCUCAUCUGCUCCAGUUGUGCCAGUUUGAUUCACUGAAAUGAAUGCUGUUAACACAAUUUGACAGCUGCUUCUUUGUGCAAAAAUAAAAUGGUUGAAAACGGGA